Dothidotthia symphoricarpi CBS 119687 is the source of this 2140-nucleotide messenger RNA. Its product is annotated as pyruvate kinase. Gene Ontology annotation, cellular component: cytoplasm. Gene Ontology annotation, biological process: glycolytic process. The transcript is spliced from 4 exons. The record is from RefSeq and is a predicted model, not a curated record. Gene Ontology annotation, molecular function: potassium ion binding; pyruvate kinase activity; magnesium ion binding. Lineage: Eukaryota; Fungi; Ascomycota; Dothideomycetes; Pleosporales; Dothidotthiaceae. The coding region runs from base 421 to 2004 and encodes 527 amino acids.
UCUCGAGAUCGUGGUCCCAUAUCCCUAGAGUGGAUCAUCGAGACACCACGACGUGAUGGCCCACUCACUGGAUGUGCGACACACGCCUGGCCCGCCGGCCGCGCAAGAGACUUUCCAAUUACCCACUCCACGAACGUUCACGGGCUUAUCUGGGCGGGAUGCUCUGGUGAUAUAUGAUGCAACCGCGUGGGUGGGCGCAGGGUAUUGACGUCUUAUCCAACAGCCGUCGCCCGUGGUCUUAGCGUGGUCCCGUACCCCUCCAAAGUUCUCAACACGCCAACAAACUCUAGCAGGCCGUCUUAGCAGUCUACGAGCACAAAAGCUGGCCAGUCGCAUUUCUUCCAGGCAUCUAUCUCUCCUUCGCAAUUGCACCAGUUCCUCAAUACUGUACUGCACAGUUCCCCCGCCCCUACAACAACAAUGGCGAAUGCUCUGGAUCACCUCAACUCUGGCAGGACCAGGAUCGAGUGGCUCAGCCAGCUCAAGACUGAGUACCAGCCUGCCAAGCAGUACCGACGAACCUCCAUCAUCGGCACCAUUGGCCCCAAGACAAACUCCGCGGAGAAGAUCAAUGCUCUCCGUAAGGUCGGCCUCAAUGUCGUGCGCAUGAACUUCUCCCACGGUUCGUACGAGUACCAUCAGUCUGUUAUCGACCAUGCACGCGAGGCGGAGAAGUCACAGCCUGGCAGGCCGCUUGCCAUUGCCCUUGACACCAAGGGACCAGAGAUCCGAACGGGUAACACCGAGGGCGACAAGGACAUUCCCAUCAAGGCCGGCACCAUCCUGAACAUCACCACCGACGAAGCAUAUGCCACCAAGAGCGACGACAAGAACAUGUACGUCGACUACAAGAACAUCACCAAGGUGAUUCAGCCUGGUCGCACCAUCUACGUCGACGACGGCGUCCUAUCGUUCGAGGUCCUCGAGGUUACCGACGACCAGACGCUCAAGUGCAAGUGCGUCAACAACGGCAAAAUCUCCUCCAAGAAGGGCGUCAACCUCCCUAAGACUGACAUUGACCUUCCCCCACUAUCCGAGAAGGACAAGGCCGAUCUCAAGUUUGGCGUGAAGAACAGGGUCGACAUGGUCUUCGCUUCCUUCAUCCGCCGUGGUAGCGACAUCACUGCCAUCCGUGAGGUGCUCGGCGAGGAGGGCAAGGACAUCCAGAUCAUUGCCAAGGUCGAGAACCAGCAGGGUGUGAACAACUUCGACGAGAUCCUGAAGGAGACGGACGGCGUCAUGGUCGCUCGUGGUGACCUUGGUAUUGAGAUUCCCCCCAGCCAGGUCUUCAUCGCCCAGAAGAUGAUGAUCACCAAGUGCAACAUUGCUGGUAAGCCCGUCAUCUGCGCCACUCAGAUGCUCGAGUCUAUGACCUACAACCCCCGCCCAACCCGCGCUGAGGUCAGCGAUGUUGGCAAUGCUGUCUUGGACGGCGCUGACUGUGUCAUGUUGUCUGGCGAGACCGCCAAGGGCGACUACCCCGUUGAGGCCGUAACCAUGAUGCACGAGACAUGCUUGCUUGCAGAGGUUGCUAUCCCAUACGUCAACGCUUUCGAUGAGUUGAGGAAGCUGGCUCCCGUCCCCUGCCCUACCACCGAGACGUGCGCUAUGGCUGCCGUGAGCGCCAGUCUGGAGCAGAACGCCGGUGCCAUUUUGGUUCUGACAACGAGUGGUACCACUGCUCGUCUAGUGUCCAAGUACCGCCCUGUCUGCCCCAUUAUCAUGGUUACCCGUAACGACAUGGCCGCUCGCUACUCUCACUUGUACCGUGGUGUUUACCCAUUCUAUUUCCCCGAGGAGAAGCCAGACUUCAAGAGCGAGCCAUGGCAAGAGGAUGUCGACCGUCGCCUAAAGUGGGGCAUCAUGAACGCCAUCAAGCUUGGUGUUCUUAACAAGGGUGACCCCGUCAUUUGCGUGCAGGGCUGGAGGGGAGGAAUGGGCCACACCAACACCCUCCGUAUCGUCCCAGCAACUGAAGAUCUUGGUCUGGACCAGGAGGCAUAGAGGUGACAUGAAUGAGAUACGGUUCUGUAGAAGUCGGUGGUUAUUCGCAUUCUUGCCUGCGCAGACACCGGGCUUGACUCGUAAAGUAAUAAAGGUUUCGCGUAACUGGUGCGAGAUUGGCAGCAGGCACUAGCGA